This is a messenger RNA of Phalaenopsis equestris, 2175 nucleotides long. Its product is annotated as subtilisin-like protease SBT1.2. The coding region runs from base 1 to 2175 and encodes 724 amino acids. NCBI's taxonomy places the organism in Eukaryota, Viridiplantae, Streptophyta, Magnoliopsida, Asparagales, Orchidaceae. The record is from RefSeq and is a predicted model, not a curated record. Gene Ontology annotation, molecular function: serine-type endopeptidase activity. Gene Ontology annotation, biological process: proteolysis. The transcript has a single exon.
AUGGCAUCCACCACCCUUCUCCUUCUCAUCCUGCUCUCCUCCUCUGUCCAUGCCAUCUCUGACCCCUUAUCCUCCUUCCAAAACUACAUUGUCCAUGUCCGCCACCCAUACAACCUCCUCAACCCCAACUACACCAGCCCUCAAAACUAUCACCUUUCUUUCUUCCCCACAACAACCACCACAACUUCCUCUUCUCCCCGCUUGCUCUACUCUUACAGCGAAGCCAUCACUGGUUUCUCUGCUCAGCUGACAGCAGAGCAAGUCACUGCCAUGUCAACCAAACCCGGCUUCCUCGGUGCCUACCCAACUCCAAACUACAAACUCAUGACCACCCAAACCCCUACCUUUCUCAAACUCCACUCGAACUCCGGCCUCUGGAACCAAUCCAACCAAGGCGAAGGCAUCAUCAUCGGAACAAUCGACACCGGAGUAGCAUCCGGCCACCCUUCUUUCUCCGACGCCGGCAUGCCCUCAGCUCCUCCCCGCUGGAAAUCACAAUGUCAGCUUCCACUCACCGCUCCAUGCAACAAAAAACUUAUUGGCGCCCGGACCUUCGUUGGCAACAACGCCUCCGACUUACAAGGCCACGGCUCUCACACCACGAGCACUGCCGGUGGAAACUUUGUCGACAACGCUAAUGUUCUCAGUCAAGCCAACGGCACAGCUUCCGGAAUUGCUCCACGCGCGCACGUUGCAGUUUAUAAAGUCUGCGAUCUAGAAGGAUGCCGCGGCGAAGAUGUAACCGCGGGUUUAGAUUUUGCCAUACAAGAUGGUGUCGACGUUGUCUCUCUUUCACUAGGAGCAGGCACAACUUCUUUCGCCAUGGACCCCAUUGCAAUUGCCGGUUUCCGCUCUUUUCCAAAAGGGAUCCCUUUCGUCUGCGCUGCAGGUAACGACGGGCCGUAUUUGUCUUCCCUCUCCAACGAAGCGCCGUGGCUUCUUACCGUAGGUGCUUCCACAAUGAACCGGAUUCUCAAAUCCGUGGUGCGGCUUGGGGACGGGCAGGAGUUUGCGGGCGAAGCUCUGUUUCAACCAAAAAAUUUCUCAUCUCAACAAAAAUUUCCACUUGUUGCGCCCCAAUCAUGCGACAAAUUCUCGCCCAAAACCGUGAAAGGAAAGAUCGUUCUUUGUGAUUUGGUUGCCGAUGUCGAUGCGAUUAAGGCUGCUGGAGGAUCGGCGGUCAUUUUGAAAAACAAUAAAAUUGAGGGCGCAACGAUAGUGCUUAAUCUCCAACCAUUGCCAUCUUCGCUGGUCACCUUCACAGACGGAGCUAAGAUCACUUCAUACGCCGCCACGGAAGUCAACCCCACCGCCGCCAUCGAAUUCUACGGGACAGUGAUCGGUUCUCCUCCUUCAGCGCCAAAGGUGGCUUUUUUCUCAUCAAGAGGACCCAGCAUUUCAAGCGCCGGGAUUCUUAAGCCGGAUAUCAUUGCCCCUGGCGUCAACGUGCUAGCCGCAUGGCAUGAGCCGAUAACCAACGAUACAAACUACAAUGGCAAUCGCCGGCAUUUUAAUAUCAUCUCAGGGACAUCCAUGGCGACCCCUCACAUCACAGGCGUGGUUGCUUUACUAAAAAAGGCUCAUCCGAAUUGGUCUCCUGCAGCAAUAAAAUCUGCCAUAAUGACAACGGCUGAUGUAGCGGAUGAUAGUGGUAAUCCGAUCAUGGACGAGAAGCUGAAGCCGGCGGACCACUUCGCGCUGGGCGCAGGGCAUGUUAACCCUGCGAAAGCAGGGGACCCGGGGCUGGUCUACGACAUCUCCGGCGAUGAUUACUUACGAUAUAUUUGCGGAGUAGGUUAUUCAGAUAGCGAUGUGACCAUAAUAGCGGGACGGAAUGUGAGUUGCUCUGAAGUGGGGAAAAUAGCAGAGGCUGAAUUGAACUAUCCUUCCAUUUUGGUGUUUUUAAAUCUUACGAAGGUGAGGGUAAAAAGAACGGUGACGAACGUCGGGGAGGCCGAGUCGACGUAUAGAGUGAAAGUUCAGAGUCCGAAAGGUGUUAGGGUGAAGGUGAAGCCGCUUGUUUUAGGGUUUAGUGAGGUGGGGGAGAAGAAGAGCUUCUAUGUGACAUUUGAGAAAGUGUUUGGGGCAAUGUAUUUGGGGAACUCAACGCAUGGAAGCUUGUCGUGGGUGUCUGCAAAACGAGUGGUGAGGAGUCCAAUUGUCGUGAUGAUGUAG